Molecule: messenger RNA, 4032 nt
Organism: Argentina anserina (silverweed cinquefoil)
Lineage: Eukaryota; Viridiplantae; Streptophyta; Magnoliopsida; Rosales; Rosaceae
Exons: 16
Coding region: 189-3812 (1207 amino acids)
Biological process (GO): endonucleolytic cleavage of tricistronic rRNA transcript (SSU-rRNA, 5.8S rRNA, LSU-rRNA); ribosome biogenesis; maturation of SSU-rRNA from tricistronic rRNA transcript (SSU-rRNA, 5.8S rRNA, LSU-rRNA)
Cellular component (GO): 90S preribosome; nucleus
Molecular function (GO): GTPase activity; GTP binding; U3 snoRNA binding
Source: RefSeq, a predicted model, not a curated record
GUGACUUCCUUCUCUCCUCUCUCUCGCCGCGCGCCUCUUUUCCUCUCUUCUUCUCUUCUUCUUCUUCUUUCCCGAGUUUCUUCUCCUUCUUCAUCUGCCGUCACCAUCUCACCAAGCCACCACCACAAAACGAAUCCGUCAUCCAAAACCAAGAGACGUUGGAAGUUUAGGGUUUUAGAGAUACGGCGAUGGUCGACGGUGGUAGCAGUGAGCAGUCACACAAGGCACAUAGGUCCCGGCAGUCGGGCUCUAAGGCCGACAAGAAGCAGGAGAAGAAGAAUAAGCAGAACAAGCCCCAAAAGGAUCAGAACCCCAAGGCAUUCGCUUUCAAGUCAACAGUCAAGGCCAAGCGUCUCCAGUCUCGCGCCGUCGAGAAAGAGCAGCGAAGGCUCCAUGUCCCCACCAUUGACCGCUCUUACGGCCUCGAACCGCCUCCUUUUGUUGUUCUUGUCCAUGGGCCUCCCAAGGUUGGAAAGUCUCUGUUGAUUAAGUCCCUGGUAAAGCAUUAUACGAAACAUGAUUUACGCCAAGUUCAAGGCCCUAUUACCAUUGUAACAGGGAAGCAGAGGCGGGUUCAGUUUGUGGAGUGCCCCAAUGAUAUUAAUGGUAUGAUUGAUGCGGCGAAAUUUGCUGAUUUAGCAUUGCUUCUUAUAGAUGGAAGCUAUGGCUUUGAAAUGGAAACAUUUGAGUUCCUUAAUAUAUUGCAAGUUCAUGGCUUCCCAAAGGUCAUGGGAGUUCUCACUCACCUUGAUAAGUUCCAAGAUGCAAAGAAACUGAGGAAAACAAAGCAGCAUCUGAAACAUCGUUUCUGGACUGAAAUAUAUGACGGGGCUAAAUUAUUUUAUUUGUCAGGUCUUAUUCAUGAUAAGUAUGUCAAACGUGAAAUUCACAAUCUGGCUCGUUUCAUAUCUGUUAUGAAGUUCCAUCCUUUGUCUUGGAGAACUGCUCAUCCGUAUGUUCUUGUAGAUCGUUUUGAAGAUGUAACUCCCCCUGAAAAAAUGCGCUUGAAUAACAAGUGUGAUAGAAAUAUCACACUUUAUGGUUAUUUGCGGGGGUGUAACAUGAAAAAAGGAACAAAGAUUCAUAUUGCAGGUGUUGGUGAUUACAGUGUUGCUGGAAUGACGGGCUUAGCUGAUCCAUGCCCUCUACCCUCAGCUGCCAAAAAGAAGGGGCUGCGUGAUAAAGAAAAAUUGUUUUAUGCACCUAUGUCUGGACUUGGGGAUCUCAUGUAUGACAAAGAUGCUGUGUAUGUAAAUAUAAAUGAUCACUUUGUUCAGUUUUCAAACCAGGAUGAAAAGGGGAAAGCAUCGAACGGAGGAGAGCUCGAGGAUGUGGGUGUGAGCAUGGUUAAAAGUCUUCAAAACCCAAAAUAUUCGCUUGAUGAAAAGUUGGAGCAGAGCUUCAUUAACUUUUAUAUCCAGAAUCCGAAUUCGGAACCUCAAAACAAUAAGAAAGAUCUUGACAAAGCCAGAGAAAGUAUUCGGAUGAUAGAGCCUUUGGAGGAACAUCAGUCUGAGGAAGCAAUGAUAGCUGGUGGCUCUGGUCAAGGAUGUGAGCAUGGUGAUAUUGAUGGGUCAGAAUCAAAAUCUUAUCAGAAUGAUGCUGCUGCUCAAAAUGUUGCAAUAACAGAAAGUGACACUAGUGAAUCUGACAGAGAACAUGGUGAUGUACUAGAUCAAGAUGUUAAUCUUAAAGAUCACUUGAAGGAACUUGUUGAGCUUCACGAUGGAAGGCCGAGAAGAAAAGUUGUCUUUAAAAAUGAUCGUAAUCCUACCGUCGUGGAGGAUACAGAAGAUUCGGAAGAUGAUGACAACGGUGGGGAUAAUGAUGCAGAUAAUCAUACCUCUUCUGGUUCAGAGGAAGAUAGAGAUAUCCAUGAGACAUAUGAUGACAUGGGAAACAUAGCAAAGUGGAAAGAGUCUUUGGCAGAACGGACAUAUUCGAGACAGACUACUAACCUUAUGCAACUUGUAUAUGGGAACUCAUCAUCAAUUUCAACUAAAGCCACUGAAGAACAAGACAGUAGUACAGAUGGGGAAAGUGAUGAAGAUGACUUCUUUAAACCAAAAGAAGAUGGAAUCAAGAAAAAUAGACUAGAAGAAGGAAUUCAGAAUGUUGAGGACUCUUCCAAAUUUACAAAUCCUUCAAUCAAAAAUUGGAAUGAUAAGAAGCUUAUAGAAGGUGUGCGCGAUCGUUUUGUGACUGGUGAUUGGUCAAAGGCUGCUAAAAGAAAUCAAGAUUUAGGGGCUGCAUCUGAAGAUGAAGAUGCUGUCUUUGGUGACUUUGAGGAUUUAGAAACGGGUGAGAAGCACGAUGGGUAUCACAUUAAUGAUACAAAUGAAGUUGCAAACAGAAAAAAAGCUGGCUUAGAUGAAGAGGAGCGGAGGCUCAGAAAGCUUGCUCUCCGUGCCAAGUUUGAUGCUCAAUAUGAUGAACCUGAUACAAGUGACGAGGAACGUGAUGAUACUCACGUAAGCCAGUUUGGACGAGAUCAAGCUAAAGAAAGCAGCUAUGUUGACAAGCUGAGGGAGGAAAUUGAACUUCGGAAACAAAUGAAUUUAGCCGAACUCAAUGACCUUGAUGAGGACACCCGAUUAGAAGUAGAGGGUUUCCGGACAGGGACUUACCUUCGGUUGGAAGUUCAUGAUGUUCCUUAUGAGAUGGUUGAAUAUUUUCGUCCCUGGCAUCCUAUUUUGGUUGGAGGAAUUGGUCUUGGGGAAGAAAGCACUGGAUACAUGCAGGCCAGGUUAAAGCGGCAUAGAUGGCAUAAGAAAGUGCUAAAGUCCAGUGACCCCAUCAUUGUAUCUCUUGGUUGGAGGCGUUACCAAACAAUUCCUGUUUAUGCCAUUGAAGAUUGCAAUGGAAGGCAUCGCAUGCUUAAGUACACUCCAGAACACAUGCAUUGCCUUGCAAUGUUUUGGGGCCCGCUUGCCCCUCCCAAUACUGGCGUGGUUGCUUUCCAGAAUUUAUCGAACAAUCAGGCAACGUUUAGGAUCACCGCCACGGGAGUUGUGCUUGAGUUCAACCAUGCAUCUCGAAUAGUGAAGAAACUCAAACUAGUUGGUUACCCUUGCAAGAUAUUCAAGAAUACAGCACUUAUAAAAGAUAUGUUUACUUCGGAUCUUGAAAUAGCACGAUUUGAAGGUGCUUCUGUCCGAACAGUCAGUGGCAUCCGGGGGCAGGUGAAAAAGGCUGCAAAAGAAGAAAUUGGUAACCAACCGAAAAAGAAGGGUGGACCACCAAAGGAGGGAAUUGUUAGGUGCACCUUCGAGGACAAAAUCAAGAUGAGUGACAUUGUGUUUCUGCGCGCGUGGACUCAAGUUGAUGUUCCUUGCUUCUUCAACCCAUUGACCACAUCUCUGCAACCUCGUGAUGUGACCUGGCAAGGGAUGAAAACUGUAGCUGAGUUGAGGAGAGAACGUGAUAUUCCUAUUCCUGUUAACAUAGAUUCACUUUACAAGCAACAGCCAAAUGAAAGGAGGCGGAAAAAGUUCAACCCGCUGGUGAUUCCUAAAGUGAUCCAAAAAGGACUUCCAUUCAAAUCAAAGCCCAAAGAUACACCGAGUAGAAGGCAAGCUGUUGUGAGGGAGCCUGGCGAACAGAAAGCUCAAGUUCUGAUUCAAGAUGCCAAGUUAAUCAAUUCUGACAAGUUAAAGACGCGCAAGAUUAAGGUUGGGAAAAAAAGAAAAGAAAUUGAAGUACAGAAAGCCAAAGAUGAGCAGGUGUCAAGAAAGCGCCAGAGAGAAGAACGACGUGAGAGAUAUCGGGUGCAAGACAAAGCUCAGAAGAAAACGAGGAGACACUUGGAGUGAUGCUAGUCAGCAACAAUGUUUUGGUUGAAUAGGUGGUGUAGCAGUAAAGAAACAACUGAUGCAGAAGUAUGAAGAACACAAAUUUGGCUUUUUUAUUUCAAUUCGAUUUGAUGCGAAUAUUUUAACUUCUGCUACGAAUAUUUUUUAUUUAUCAAAUAUUGCAGACGUUUCAUACAAAUUAAUGGGCAAUGAAAUUUCCGACUUACCAGCCACUUCCGGA